Molecule: messenger RNA, 1381 nt
Organism: Diuraphis noxia (Russian wheat aphid)
Lineage: Eukaryota; Metazoa; Arthropoda; Insecta; Hemiptera; Aphididae
Source: RefSeq, a predicted model, not a curated record
UUCACAAAUUCUUAAGCCGUCAGUGGUCAAUGUUUGCCGAAUAGCGUUAUAUCUACCUACGUCGCAAUAAACAGUURUUUUAUUAAAAUAUAAGUGUACCUACCGAUAAUAACUUAUAAAUAUUUUUCAAAAAUCAACGUUCAAUACCUACUCAAACAUUUAUUGCUCAUUUGUAGGAUCUUCUGAGUCGAUCUACAGAAAAAUGAGUGUACUACGAUUUUCAAUCAUUUUUGCAGUAUCAUUAACUUGCAUAUGUGCCCAAAAGCCAUUUUAUGCAUCAAGCAGUAAUCAGUAUCCAAGCGUCUUACCCCAAAAUCUACCAAAUAAUUCGGAUGUAGGGAACAGGAUCGGUGAAAACUCCACUCCUGAUCCGUUCGUGGGUUCAGAAAAGUUGCCAAUAUACAACGUGGAAAAAGAACUUGUUGAUAGAAUAACAAGCCAAUAUCCCAGAGACAAGCAACCGUUUUGGUAUGUGAAUGCCGCACAGCUGAACAGCAUUAGGUACCAACAGCAACCCGUCGUACAACCGGCGGAACAACCGGCGGUACAACCAGCGGUACAGCCAACUGUACAAGCGGUGGUGCAACCAGCGGUACAACCAGCGGUACAACCAGCGGUACAACCAGCGGUACAACCAGCAGUACAACCAGCGGUACAACCAGCGGUACAACGGGCUGGGCAACCGGUGGCACAGCGAGUGGCACGACCAGCUGUACAACCGAUCAACGACUUCGCACCGAAUAGGCGUCAACAAGUGACCRUUCAACAUCAGCAGCGCAAUUUUUAAUCAGGAAAUGCGUUCUGAGAUCAUUUAACAUAUAUUCACAUAUUAUUAUCAUAAAUCUUAUAACGUCUCUAAAUAUUAGAAACUGAUUCUGGUAGUCGUAAAAUAUAAUAAUAAUAAUAAUAAUAAUAAUAAUAUUAUAUUAUAUUGUCAAAAGAGUGUACAACUUACCUAAACAGAAAGGUAUAUAGGUGAUAAAGAUUCAUUUAUAAUUUAAUAUAAUGAAUAACGAUUAAUGAACUACAAAAAAUGAUUUCGCUAUUCGAUUCUAGUGUGAUUUAAAAUAUUUAAGACUAUCCAAAUAUACCGUUUUAUUGAUCAUUUUUAACUAACUGGAUAUGUCAACUAACAUAAUAAUUAGGAAAAUAUUUAAAAAAAAAUGAUUUGUUGUUAACUAUUUCAAAUAUAAGUAUACUAUGGAACUUAUGAAUUACAAUUUUUGUUUUCUAAUUGAAAUUUUCAAAUUAACGAAUGUUUMUUUCUUGGAGAAAAAAGUAGUUAUUAACUAAAAAUGCAAUUCAUAUUUAAAAAAAAUUGUAACUUGGAUCAGUUAUAAUAUAGUAAUAUACUAUAGAAUAAGACGUACUAAUUUCCAAU